AUGUGGGCCACACUACUGGUCGGAGUCCUAGUCCUUUGCUCGACAGGAGCGGGGGCCGCAAAGAACGCUACCGAGGCAUCGCCAGGGGAAGAGCUUGUCAUAGCCAAGGGGAAACUGAUGGCUCCCAGUGUAGUCGGAUGAGCCAUCAAGAAAAUGCCUGAGCUCUACAAAUUCCUCAUGGAGCGCUGGGCCUUGUAUCAUAACCUAGAGUAUGAUUCAUCAGAGGACAAGAACCCCAGGUUAAUUUUCUACAACGAUAAAGAUGAGGUUGUCAAGACGGUUAAAGUGAAGAAGAUGAAGUUGAAGCAAAUCGAAAAACUGCUGGACUCUAUGGGCUUCUACAAGAGGUCGGCGAAGGGAGAGGAUGUUCCUGAAGAGUACCAGCACUUCCCUCUCAGGGCACCGCGAGAUGAACUGUAGUGACACCUUGUGGUCAAGCUUUGCCACUGCACUGCUAACAAUGACGGUCAGGACCCAAAGGCUUUAGCGCAAGCCAGGUCCUGACACUGAUGAAAUAAGCAUGCUGUUGCUGGCUGAAAUACA
Messenger RNA from Sardina pilchardus (European sardine), 543 nucleotides. It is a transcript of the gene selenoe, whose product is annotated as selenoprotein e. NCBI's taxonomy places the organism in Eukaryota, Metazoa, Chordata, Actinopteri, Clupeiformes, Clupeidae. The record is from RefSeq and is a predicted model, not a curated record. The transcript is spliced from 4 exons.